Necator americanus (New World hookworm) is the source of this 1299-nucleotide messenger RNA. RefSeq lists its product as uncharacterized. NCBI's taxonomy places the organism in Eukaryota, Metazoa, Nematoda, Chromadorea, Rhabditida, Ancylostomatidae. The transcript is spliced from 13 exons. The coding region runs from base 1 to 1299 and encodes 432 amino acids. The record is from RefSeq and is a predicted model, not a curated record.
AUGCUGCAUAUAUUUCGGGUGUUGCUGACUCAGCUAGAUUCCGGUUAUCUUUCAAACAAGAAACCGUGUAUGGUUUUGUUUAUUGCGUGGUUAGUCGUAGCGAAGUCCUACUAUGAUGCAAAACCGACUUUCAAAAGAUGGGGACGUAUUGGACGAAUAAUUGCGAAUGUUGACGAAUAUUCGAAGAUUCUCUCUCGUGAAGUUAUAGCAAGCGAUGAGCGAUUUUUGAAUUUCACAAACUUGUUAGCGAAAAGGGACCGGCCUCCUUAUCUACUCUAUAUUGAUGAAGGAUACUUCGAUGUGACACUGAACCAUCUGUGUAAUCUGGAGUAUAUGCGUGGUUCCACUCAGAGGUUGGCUGUGGUUUCGUUUGAUCCCGAAAUGGAGAAAAAACUGAAUACCUUGCGCCCGAGCAUCCCAACAGUUACUCUUGAUUUUUCGGUGGUGAAGAAAUCUCUCCCGAAAAACCUCGAAAAUCGGAGCUAUGUCAUCUAUCAGCUUGUCCUGAUGCUAAGAUCACACAUCGCUUCUAUUCUUUCCAGCCGAGGAAUAAGUUUUUGGUCAAUGCAGCAGGACUCGAUAUGGACUGAAAAUUUCGUCUCGAUGAACGUGGAACAACAUUACCCGAAUUCGCUGCUAAUAUUUGAUACUGUCGGGAAUGAUCAAUUUUCUAAAUACGAUAGGCUAAUGCACGGUUGGAUAUGCGGAUCUACGUUCUUUGUGCGAGCUAGCCCAGUCACGGUGGAAUUUUUUAAGAAGCGAUGCGAAGUGAACUGGACGGGCGAAAGAACUAAAAAGAAGCAUUGUAAGCGAACGAGCUACAGACUAAUCCAGUGUCAAGGUGGCACUAAUGAUGACUCGUCGACAGUCUCCGGAUUCAUCGAUUAUGACCUACCUGUGCGGUGCACCACAUUACCAGUGCGCCAAAAUGCCUCGAUGGUUCGUUCUAUCGGUUUAUUUACUCUGUCGUGGUUGGUUUCGUCCUCAAAUUUCUUCAUGGGUAAUAGAAAUGUGACGCCUGUCGUGAUACAGGUAGAUCAUAAAUCGGAGCUAUCAAAAAUGGAACUGUUCAGAAAAGAAGGUUUUGUAUUCAUUAAUGAUGACCACACGUGUAAUGCGACAGCCGUUAUUCGUAUCAAGGAGACCGUUACUGUUGCACUUGACGAAGUUCGGGCAAACCCGACUGAACAAGAUGAAGUGUCAUUCUUCACCCACAUCCUCUGGUGUCUUCAUCGUUGGAUCGGACUAGAUCCAUACUAUAACAGGCGUUUCUUACGUGUACAUGAAGGAAUAGUUUAA